Solenopsis invicta (red fire ant) is the source of this 2253-nucleotide messenger RNA. RefSeq names its product pre-mRNA-processing factor 17. The transcript is spliced from 10 exons. NCBI's taxonomy places the organism in Eukaryota, Metazoa, Arthropoda, Insecta, Hymenoptera, Formicidae. Gene Ontology annotation, molecular function: mRNA binding; protein binding. Gene Ontology annotation, cellular component: catalytic step 2 spliceosome. The record is from RefSeq and is a predicted model, not a curated record. Gene Ontology annotation, biological process: mRNA splicing, via spliceosome. The coding region runs from base 326 to 2104 and encodes 592 amino acids.
GGUCGGUUAGGGGUAACGGGGGAAGGUCGUGGCGCGUCGCGACGUAUCCUUAUUGUCCUACUUGUCCUAUACGAGUCUUUGACGCGAGCGAGUGUUUCGAGAGUUUCGUGGAGUGUCGAAAAUGAAGUAAAUUGUCGGGCGUUCGUACCAACAUUCGUUGUCAGUCGGAUGUGAUGCAUUGUGCGAAAUCGUGUCGCGUUCAAUCGUGUUUCGUAUCUUUUCCAUUGCCUCGUAUCCCGAGUUUACGACGCAUGUGAGUAUCGGAAGUGUUUUGAGAAUACCAAAAACGAAGGAUCGCGCGUUCGUGCUAAGUGUGAAUCGUCGGAUGGAGGAUCUUGGAUCUCGAUUCAAACGUUCGAGAGCUGCAACCGCGACAGAGCUAGUCGGAGCUAGACGGAGCUGGACGGAGCGACUAGCGGCGAACAAUUACGGUAGCAGUGAUGAAGAAUGCGAGACCGAAAACGUCAACAUCAUACCCACGCUUCCCAGUGUGAAGUCCACGAGCAAUCUACAAAUUUGCUCCGCUCCAGAAGUUGUACCACCUACCGGAACGGAAUUGUGUGUGAAACACGUAGACCCGAAUGCAACAGAACUUGCAUACAACCCAAAGUUUGAGGAGCUUUUUGGACCAGUGGUGGGCCCUGAGAAUCCAUUCAAGACACAGCAGCAGCGUGCAGCAAAAAAUAUGUUGUCUGGAUAUGUAGAGAGUGCUCAUAUUAGUGAAUUUCAGUUUGAAAAUCAAAGGAGAACGUUUGCCAGUUAUGGAUACGCUCUCGAUCCAACUGUGGAUGGUAGUGCAGACGAAGGUAGAAUUAUGAUUGGUGCGAUGGAAGCAGCAGAAGAAUCGGGCGGUAAGACCGUUUUUGAGAAUACUGUCUUGAGACCAUCGGAUAAACGAAAAAGACACAGAAAUAACAAUCCAUCAGAUAUAGAAGGUUUUUUGGGUCCUUGGGGUGGUUACAUCGAUGAAAAACGAAUUGUCAAGCCAAGUGAAGAGGAGUCUGCUGAAUUAGAAGAGAUCUUGGCCAAACGAAAUAAACGAGGAAAACAGAUGGAGGAGAAACCACUUGAGGAGAAGACAGUAUUACAUAUCAAAGACAGUGUGGAUUAUCAGGGACGUUCAUUCUUGCAUGCACCUCAGGAUGUAGGCGUGAACCUAAGAUCGGAAUCACCGCCCGAUCGUUGCUUCUUACCAAAGGCGCAAAUUCACACAUGGGAGGGUCACACCAAAGGCAUCUCGCAAAUCCGAUGGUUUCCACGCACAGCGCAUUUAUUACUGUCUUGUAGUAUGGACUGUCGAGUGAAGUUGUGGGAAGUAUACAAAGACAGGAGAUGUGUUCGUACGUACUACGGACAUCGACAGGCUGUUCGGGACAUAAGUUUCGACAAUGACGGCAAGCGAUUUUUAUCAGCGGCUUAUGAUCGCUAUGUAAAACUUUGGGACACGGAAACGGGAGCUUGCAUCAGUCGUUUUACAAGCAGAAAAAUCCCAUAUUGCGUCAAAUUUAAUCCUGAUCCAGAUAAACAGCAUCUUUUCGUCGCUGGUACCAGCGACAAGAAGAUCAUUUGUUGGGAUAUACGUUCUGGUGAAAUAACACAGGAAUAUGAUAGACAUUUGGGUGCUGUGAAUACCAUCACAUUUGUCGACGAAAAUAGACGGUUUGUUACAACCAGUGACGAUAAAAGUCUCCGAGUUUGGGAAUGGGACAUUCCAGUGGAUAUGAAAUAUAUAGCUGAUCCAUCUAUGCAUUCCAUGCCGGCAGUAACACCGUCGCGAAAUCAGAAAUGGCUCGCUUGCCAAAGCAUGGAUAAUAAGAUUGUUAUAUUCUCGGCGUUAAAUAGAUUCAAAAUGAAUCGAAAAAAGACAUUCACAGGGCACAUGGUUGCAGGAUACGCGUGCGGUUUAGACUUCUCGCCAGAUAUGAGUUAUUUAGUGUCAGGAGAUGCAGAUGGUAAAUGUUACAUAUGGGACUGGAAGACGACAAAGUUGUAUAAAAAGUGGAAGGCGCACGACGGGGUAUGCAUCGACGUGUUGUGGCAUCCACAUGAACCUUCUAGACUCGCUACUGCUGGCUGGGAUGGCAAGAUUAAGUAUUGGGACUAGAAUGCUCCUCACACGAGCUUUCCAUGCUUGUCUUUUGGAUCGCAUCUAGAUACUCAUGUGUUAAUGGCCGCUCUGCGCACGCCGCUUCUAUUGCACGAUUGUACAACGGCAUAACUGGGCACAACCGCCAUAUUAGUAAAUCUAUUGGA